AUAAAUGUGCUCCAUAUUUGCUGCUAUCACGUUCGUGAACAGUAGAUUUGUUUCUCUUGAAGAGGUUAUGUUUUUUAAAUACAAUUCCUCCAUGGAUAUUGAAUACUAUUUUUAAUGAAAUACAGUAAAAUAUAAAAAGAAUUUAUAGAAAUUAAGAUACCUUUUCAAAAGGUUUUAUUAUAAAUAAUGAGUAUAACAUCAUUGAUCACACGGCUUUUAAAAGUUAAUAAAAGAUGUAAUAUUUUAAAUUUUAAUAAAAAUUUAUCUCAGCAAGUGGUAAAAUUAGAAAAACCUGAAUUAAGAUUUAAAAAGUCAAAAGUAACUUCAAAGUUUCAACGAGUUACUGAAGAUGAUGAUGAUGAUGCACCUGGAUUUACUGAGUAUGCUUUAAUAAGCAUCCCUAUAAUAACUUUUAUUCUUGGAACUUGGCAAGUUGAAAGGAGAAGAUGGAAACUAAAUCUUAUUGAAGAACUAAAACAAAGAACUACAAGUUCUCCAGUACCUUUGCCUGAUGAUUUAAGUCAGCUACAAGACAUGGAAUAUAUGCCAGUUAAAGUAAAAGGUGAAUUCUUGUAUGAUAAAGAGUUUUUACUUGGACCAAGAAGUCUUAUUUUAGAUGGUAAGCCGGCAUCUGAGAAAAGUGUAUCAAGUAUGGGGGGUAGUAAUAAAUAUUCAGGAUAUUAUGUUGUGACUCCAUUCAAAGUCAAAGAUCGAGAUUUAAUUAUUUUGGUGAAUCGAGGCUGGAUAAGAACUCGUCUUGAUAAAAUGCCUCCUGAAAAAUUAGGACAUGUUUCAGGAGUAGUGGAAAUAACUGGUCUAGUGAGACAUACCGAACAAAGACCACCUUUUAUGAAAGCAAACAGACCAGAAACUGGUAUAUGGUCUUAUCGUAAUAUUGGUUCUAUGGCAUUAGAAGUUGGUGUUGAUCCUGUUUUCAUUGAUUUAACUGAAGAAUGUGAUGUACCAAAUGGACCUAUUCCUGGUCAAACACUAGUUGACCUCAGAAAUGAACAUUUAUCAUACAUCUUUACCUGGUACCUACUAUCUGGAUUAAGUGGAUUAAUGUGGUACAGACAAGUUAUAAAAAGAUUACCUGCUUGGUAAUUAAACUAUUAUGUGAUCUUGUUUAGAUUAUUGAACAGUAGAAUAAUCAAAAGAAUAAUAAGCUGUAAAUAAGUAAUAAAUGUUUCAAUGUUUUUUAUUAAA
Chelonus insularis is the source of this 1206-nucleotide messenger RNA. RefSeq names its product surfeit locus protein 1 (gene Surf1). Gene Ontology annotation, biological process: mitochondrial respiratory chain complex IV assembly. Gene Ontology annotation, cellular component: mitochondrion; membrane. Lineage: Eukaryota; Metazoa; Arthropoda; Insecta; Hymenoptera; Braconidae. The coding region runs from base 187 to 1104 and encodes 305 amino acids. The transcript has a single exon. The record is from RefSeq and is a predicted model, not a curated record.